AUGGCGUCCCAGGCCAGCACCGGCGGUACCAGGGAGCUGCAGUUCUGGGUCGCCGACGCUUUCACGCCCGCGGCCUUCGCGGGCAAUCAGGCGGCAGUGUACUGCCUGGCUGAUGAGGCGGUGAUAACCGACGCCCAGCGGCAGAGGAUCGCGGCGGAGCACAACCUAUCCGAGACGGCCUACGUCACCCUCCCGCCCGGCGCGGACGCAGGCGGCGGCCUCGACGCGUUCAAGACGGGGGACACGUUCGGCCUGCGGUGGUUCACGCCCGCGGCUGAGGUGCCCCUCUGCGGCCACGCAACGCUCGCGUCCGCCCACGUCCUGUUUUCAGAGGUUGGCAACACGAGCGAGGCCCUAUAUUUCGACACCCUCUCCGGCCGCCUCACCGUCCGCCGCGCCGCCGGCGCCGACGGCGGCGUGCGCAUAGAGAUGGGCCUCCCCUGGGCAGACGCCCGCGACCCGCUGCCCGCCGGCCUCGGCGACGCCGCCGCCGCCGGCGGCGGCGACGCGGACGCGCGCCAACAGGCGCUCGGCUCCCUUGUCGCGACCGCCACGGGCGGGCUGGGGACGGCGGAGCCCGUGGGGUUCACCAAGGGGAUGGACUACUUUCUGUUUGUACUGCCGGAGGGGACGACGCGGGCCCAGCUGGAGGCGAUACGCCCGGAUUUCGGGGCGAUGGUCGCGGCCGUGGGCGAGGGCGCGGCGCGCGGCGCGAUCGUGACGGCGCGUGGGGAUGGUGGCGACGACUACGACUUCUACUGCCGAUUCUUUGGCCCCUGGGUGUCCAUUGAUGAGGACCCCGCCACUGGCUCCGCCUUCUGCGUGCUGGGCCCCUACUGGGCCCCCAAGCUGGGGAAGACCCAGUUCAAGGCGCGGCAGUGCUCCCCGCGGGGCGCUGACGUGGCGGUGCGGCUGGAUUCUGAGGCGCGGCGCGUGUACGUGUCGGGGCAGGGCGUCACUACGAUGAAGGGAACGCUGCUGCUGCCUCCGCAGUAG
This is a messenger RNA of Monoraphidium neglectum, 996 nucleotides long. Its product is annotated as phenazine biosynthesis-like protein domain containing. Bases 1 to 996 code for a protein of 331 amino acids. The record is from RefSeq and is a predicted model, not a curated record. Gene Ontology annotation, molecular function: isomerase activity. Lineage: Eukaryota; Viridiplantae; Chlorophyta; Chlorophyceae; Sphaeropleales; Selenastraceae. Gene Ontology annotation, biological process: biosynthetic process. The transcript is spliced from 6 exons. Gene Ontology annotation, cellular component: cytoplasm.